AUGCAGAGAGGCGCCAAAGUGGGACGCAUCUCCUUGACCGAUGCCUGCACUAUAAAUGCCGCUCACUUCGAGCACGGUGGGGUCUUCCGUGACAUCGUGCAAGAUAUCCGCAUCUUCGAGUACUUCCUGGAACCAGCCUCUGUUACCGAACCCCUCAUCCCACACGUACAACAGCUGUGGGAUAUCCUGUCCAUCAUCAUCCAGGAUGCCACACGUUUGGAGCAGCUGGUAGUAGCCGCACUGGACCUCCAAGGAGGAGACUGGCCCACGGUCCUGUCACGACCGUGCGUUCAGGCUUUCGCAAACUCAGGCCUGAAGAGUCUCCGUGAACUCAGGUUGGAGCGCAUCAUGAUCCCGGUGGACACACUUCUCCUGCUGGUCGAAAGCUGUGCAGCAACGCUCGAGUCUAUCAAGCUGAAGUAUUGUGCGCUAGUAGGAGACGAUCCGUACAGGGUCCUUUUCCGGUCGCUAAAUGCGAUGUCUCGUCUUCAGGUGCUUACCUUCUGCCAGCUCGCCAGACGUGCACAGGACGACGCCAAGUUUCACGAAGAUGGCUAUCAAGGGGCCUCAUUCUUGCUGCCGGGCGAGGCCACUGACCGGCGUACUAAUGAAACGCCCAACCGCAAAUCUACAGAGUCUACGCCCUUCAUCGAGCUCAAUAUCAAACACGGUGUUCAGUACGAAUGA
This is a messenger RNA of Fulvia fulva, 687 nucleotides long. RefSeq lists its product as uncharacterized. NCBI's taxonomy places the organism in Eukaryota, Fungi, Ascomycota, Dothideomycetes, Mycosphaerellales, Mycosphaerellaceae. The transcript has a single exon. Bases 1 to 687 code for a protein of 228 amino acids. The record is from RefSeq and is a predicted model, not a curated record.